AUGGCCGUGGGCUCCGGCAAGAUGCAGCCCCCGUGCGACAGCGCGGAGCCCGCCUUGAGCCGCAGGCCGAGCGCCAGGCACCACGAGCCGCAGCAAGUGCAGCUGCGGCAGAAGCUGAGGGAGCUGCCGGCGCGGCUGCGGAGCGGGCUCACGCUGCGCAGGAAGAACCCCGCCGCCGGGGGCCGGAAUUUGUCCAGACGAAUUUCAAAUCCAUAUCUGGAAAACCCUUCAAGUAAGAUUUAUGGAGAGAGUUCUUCAUGUGCUGGGAGAGCUCUCAGGAAUAUUUUUACAGUUCAAGCUUCUGACCUGAUUAAAGACAGAGUGUACCUUACAGGAAUUUGCAGGAGAAGCUGUGUUGGAUCAGAACUGGUAGACUGGCUAUUGGAGCACUGUCCUUUUGUUAAGUGCAGAUCUACAGCAGUUGGUGUAUGGCAGCUCUUACUGGAUAUGGGAAUUGUGUUAUCAGUGGACAGACAACUCUAUUUUCAAGACACUCAUGUUUUCUACCAGUUCUCAGCUGAUGAAUGUACUUAUCUUUUCUGUGAAUUCGAAAGAGAUGAAGGAUGGCAAAAUGGUGUAAAAUUCUUACUACAGCUAGUGCCUCUUACUUCUCCCAGGGCUGCUAUAUGCAAUCUGCCUGGUAAAAAAAUAGAAGACACAGCAGAGACCAAUGCUGAAAUUCUUGCUCGCCUCACAUCUGCGGUACAGAAAGAACUGGCUGCUGUCAUUGCUUUGAAAGCAAGAAAGUCAACAGUUCAUCAAAAUGAAGAAAACAGUAACCAGGAACCAAAAGGGCCAGAAGACUUCAAAUAUGCUUCUGAUGCACAGGCAGGGGUUUUGUGCAAGCUUCAAGAAAGAGAUGACAUUGGACGGAUUGAAUUAGUCCAGAAGCUGGCAAGGGAAAACUGUCAGUUUUUGCAGGUGGAUAGAAAAGAACCAGAGAAGACAGAACAAAAUGAUGAAGUAUCUACUAUUCAAGUGAAGGAACAAGACCAAGAUGUUCUGGUGCUUAGGAAAGUGUCGUCACAUAGCCCAGCCCCCACAUCAGGGAGUGCCGAGAAUGAGUGGAGAUAUGUGGUGGUGUCGGGGACUCCAGAGAAGAUUUUGGAGCACCUUCUGAAUGACUUGCACCUAGAAGCAGUCCAAGACAAAGAGACAGAGACCCUCCUUGAUGACUUCCUUCUCACGUACACAGUCUUCAUGACAACCGAUGACUUAUGCCAGGCAUUGCUGAGGCACUAUUGUGCUAAGAAUGAUCAAGGCAAGGAAGAAAAUGCAGAUGUUCCCUAUAGAAAACGGAAAGUCUUGCAUUUGGUGUCUCAGUGGACUUCUCUCUACAAAGAUUGGUUACAUGAAGAUGAGCAUUUAAAGCAAUUUUUAAAGACAAUAUACAGAAAUGUGUUAGAUGAUGUAUAUGAGUAUCCCAUCCUCGAGAAGGAAUUGAAAGAAUUUCAAAAGAUACUUGGAAUGCAUCGUCGUCACACUGUAGAUGAAUAUUCACCUCACAGAAAGAAUAAAGCCUUUUUCCACCAAUUCAGUCUCAAGGAGAACUGGCUCCAGCACAAAGGAACCAUGAAUGAAACAGAGGAAAUUUUCUGCCGUGUGUAUAUAACAGAACAUUCCUAUGUCAGCGUAAAAACUAAAGUAUCCACUUCAGCUCAGGAGAUACUGAAAAUUGUAGCAGAAAAAAUCCAGCAUGCAGAGGAGGACCUGACUCUAGUUACUGUCACAUUCUCUGGGGAAAAACAUGAACUACAACCAAAUGACCUGGCUAUCUCAAAAUCUCUUGAAGCAACCAGUCGUAUGUUUGUCUACAGAAAAGAUCUGACUGAUACUUUGAAUCCAUAUGCUGAAAAUGAGGAAUCGCUGCAAAGGUCUGUAAGAAUUUUGGGAAUUAACACCUGGGAUCUUGCCUUAGAAUUAACAUACUUUGAUUGGAGUCUCUUCAAUUCAAUUCACGAGCAAGAGCUGAUAUACUUCACCUUCAGCAGACAGGGCAGUGGUGAAAACACUGUGAAUCUUAGUCUUCUGCUUCAAAGAUGCAACGAAGUACAACUCUGGGUGGCCACAGAGAUACUCCUCUGCAGUCAACUCUGUAAACGUGUACAGCUAGUGAAAAAAUUCAUCAAGAUUGCUGCCCACUGCAAAGCCCAAAGAAACCUGAACUCAUUCUUUGCCAUUGUUAUGGGUCUCAACACUGCAUCUGUCAGCCGGCUGUCUCAAACCUGGGAGAAAAUCCCUGGGAAGUUUAAGAAACUCUUCACCGAACUUGAAAGUUUGACAGACCCUUCUCUGAAUCACAAAGCCUACAGAGAUGCAUUCAAGAAAAUGAAGUCUCCGAAAAUUCCUUUCAUGCCCUUACUUCUGAAAGAUGUAACAUUCAUCCACGAAGGAAAUAAAACUUUUCUGGAUAACCUUGUUAAUUUUGAAAAGCUGCACAUGAUUGCAGAUACUGUCCGAUCACUGAGACAUUGCAGGAAUAACCAAUGUGGCAAUGAAGUUCCUCCAAAGGAGAAUCAAGAGCUGAAGCCACAUGUCUAUCAUCUGCACGUCAUUGAUGACCAGCAAACGCUGUUUGAGCUUUCUCACCGGAUAGAGCCUCGAGCAUGAGCGCCCACAGCUUCAUGUAACCUUGUAACUGCAGCACUUUUAAUUAAGUGAAUGUUUAUGCCAAGCAUGUUGCUUCCCUAUAUGAGAACAGUUUACUGAGUUUUAUCAGUAGUCACAUGAUACACACAGGAAAAUCAAGCAAAGCAAGAAAAGGAGCAGUUCACAACAUUCCAGAGCAAGGAUAGUGCCAUUUUCACUUAUCAGAAAAGGAAGGAGAAGAGCAGCAUUGUUUAAGCUCAGAAGCUUGGUUUAUGUGACCAUAUUGGUGGUCCAGUGUAGCAUUCAAUUGAGACUCCGCCAGUAUUAGAGGGAAAGGAAGCAUCAUGUUACCAUAACAAAACAUUCCAGCAAGCAACCUUGUGUGACGUGGGGGUUCACAAUUCACCAUACAGUAUGUACCUCGCUAAUCUGAGGCUGCCAAAGUAUGUAUUGUUGCGCAAAAAAAAAAAAAAAAAAA
This is a messenger RNA of Gopherus evgoodei (Goodes thornscrub tortoise), 3067 nucleotides long. RefSeq names its product Rap guanine nucleotide exchange factor 5 (gene RAPGEF5). The transcript has 26 exons. Gene Ontology annotation, molecular function: guanyl-nucleotide exchange factor activity. The record is from RefSeq and is a predicted model, not a curated record. Gene Ontology annotation, biological process: Ras protein signal transduction; positive regulation of GTPase activity. NCBI's taxonomy places the organism in Eukaryota, Metazoa, Chordata, Testudines, Testudinidae. Gene Ontology annotation, cellular component: plasma membrane. The coding region runs from base 1 to 2610 and encodes 869 amino acids.